Vitis riparia (riverbank grape) is the source of this 1472-nucleotide messenger RNA. Its product is annotated as WAT1-related protein At2g39510-like. The transcript has 7 exons. Gene Ontology annotation, cellular component: plasma membrane. The coding region runs from base 184 to 1353 and encodes 389 amino acids. NCBI's taxonomy places the organism in Eukaryota, Viridiplantae, Streptophyta, Magnoliopsida, Vitales, Vitaceae. Gene Ontology annotation, molecular function: transmembrane transporter activity. The record is from RefSeq and is a predicted model, not a curated record.
CUUGGCACAAUGACUCUCCUCCUUAGUCAGCAAUGGUGGUGUCUGGUAGUGUCACACAGUAUACACACAUACAUGUAGAGGUGAGUGCAGGAUUCACUUAGUGGAGUCCAUUGAUUUGGAAUAAGCGCAGUCGUGCUGAGUUUGGUUUUAUAGAGGAAAUGACAGUAUAUAAGCUGGUAAUGAAUGGCUUCUAUUUCAUAUACCAGCUACCUAGCUCAUAAAGCAAUAAACAGCAGUAUGGGCAAGGAGGAUUACUCGCUGAGGGUGCAGAUUAUGCAGGCAAAGCCAAUUUUGGCGGUGGUUUUGUUGCAGUUUGGCUAUGCAGGGUUGAGUAUAAUUGCAAAGCAUGCACUAGACGCAGGGAUGAACCACUACACUUUCAUCGUCUACCGCCAUGUCAUUGCAGCUGCUGUCAUUGCUCCUUUUGCUAUUGUCUUAGAAAGGAAAAGGUGGCCAAGGAUGACUUUCUCCAUCUUUGCGAAGAUAAUGCUGAUGGGGUUACUAGAGCCUGUGAUUGAUCAGAACCUGUACUAUGUGGGGAUGAAGAACACAACUGCAACUUUUACCACUGCUAUGAGCAAUAUUAUUCCUGCAUUCACAUUUCUAAUAGCUUUGGUCCUCAGGCUAGAGAAGGUGAAUCUGAGAAGACUGCAUAGCCAGGCAAAGGUGGUGGGGACAAUGGUAACAGUGGGGGGAGCUAUGCUUAUGACACUGGUUAAAGGGCCUGUACCAGACCUGCCAUGGACUAAAGGAAGACACCAUCAUCAAUCUUCUACUAGUCAGCAACAACAUCCCAUUAAAGGUGCCCUCAUGAUCGCAGCAGGCUGUGUAUGCUGGGCAUGUUUCCUGAAUCUACAAGCACAUACGGUGAAGUCAUAUCCAGCUCAGCUCUCCCUCACCACUUUGAUAUGUCUGAUGGGGGCUCUCGAAGGUGCCAUAGUCACCCUUAUUAUUGAACACAGCAAUGCCUCAAUCUGGGUUAUACCCAAGGGUCCUACACUAUGUGCUGUUCUCUAUGGUGGGAUAGUGUGUUCAGCCAUUGCUUAUUACAUUCAAGGAGUGAUAAUGGGAGAAAAGGGACCGGUUUUUGUGUCGUCUUUUAAUCCUCUGAGCAUGAUUAUUGUUGCCAUUCUGAGCUCCUUCAUUUUUGCUGAGGCACUCCACUUGGGAAUGGUUCUUGGAGCAGUAGUCAUUAUCAUCGGCCUAUAUCUAAUUUUAUGGGGUAAGAGCAAGGAUCAACCAGAGGGAGUCCAGCUGCUGCCAAUUGAUCAACAAAUGGCUAGAAUGAAUGGGAAUGCAGAGACCUUAAAUGGUGAUUCCGUUACCAAAGUGACAGUCGAGGAAUGUGUUUGAAGGAAUUGAAAGAACAGAGUUGAAGUGAUUGAGAUUUUGAGUUUUCUGUAUGUAACAUGUUCCAUGAAAUUAACCUGAAACCCAAGUUCAUAAUGUUUAUCAUAAAAUCUAUUGAAGUA